GCUAUAAAAAGCGAGGUCCCAUUAGAGGCCGUAUCUCCUCACAAACUUAUCUUAAUUGGGGGAAACACAAGCUGAAGCCAGAUACCCAGAAAGCGAUGGUUUCUACCUUACAAAGGAAAUUCGCCUCACGGAGGAAGCUGCGCCUUGUUCGACCUUUGGCCAUUCAUGAAUCCCCUGGGAGACAAAGCUGUGUCUUCUGGAAUGCUGUUCUCUUCAUUCAUAAGCUCAAACUCAAGCUGGAGGCGAUUGAGAGAGAGUAUUCAAAUCUAUUGGCUGCGAAAAGAGAAAUCUUGAACAACUCUGUGAAGUCUUUUCAUUUCCCCAAGGAGGUGGAGGUGGAGAAGAUUGGAAAAGAAUUUAGAGUGAGAUUGAGAUGCGAAAAGGGAGGGGACAGAUUGGUUUCAGUUUUGGAGGCGUUUGACAAAAUGGGUCUAAAUGUUCUUGAAGCUAGAGUUUCGUGUACGGAUUGUUUUUCCAUGGAAGCCGUUGCUGUAGCUGAAGUUGAACAAUCGCUUGAUGUAAGAGACAUAAGGGAAGCUAUUAACGUAGCCAUUGAUGGGAAAUUGUUAGCUGCAAAUCAGAUUCAGCAAGAAAUUCCAGAGGAAAAUGAUGAAAUUUAGUCACUUCUCACUUGCCUAGCCUAUCAGUUGUUGAAUAGAAAUGUCUAAAAUGAUGAAAUUUAGUCACUGCUCACGUGCCUAGCCUUUCAGUUCUUGAAUAGAAUGUUUCUUGGCAUCCCAAAUCUCUUGUAUUUUCUUCUUCUUUUUUUUUUUUUGCCCCCAAGUUGGAAAAAGGAAACAAAGAGGUGGUUUUUGGCAGUUCUUAAGAAUGAAACAAAUUUUGGUUUU
Molecule: messenger RNA, 848 nt
Organism: Momordica charantia (bitter melon)
Lineage: Eukaryota; Viridiplantae; Streptophyta; Magnoliopsida; Cucurbitales; Cucurbitaceae
Product: transcription factor bHLH35-like protein
Biological process (GO): regulation of DNA-templated transcription
Cellular component (GO): nucleus
Molecular function (GO): sequence-specific DNA binding; DNA-binding transcription factor activity
Source: RefSeq, a predicted model, not a curated record